This is a messenger RNA of Penicillium paradoxum, 1116 nucleotides long. RefSeq lists its product as uncharacterized. Gene Ontology annotation, molecular function: sequence-specific DNA binding. The record is from RefSeq and is a predicted model, not a curated record. Gene Ontology annotation, biological process: positive regulation of transcription from RNA polymerase II promoter by glucose. The coding region runs from base 1 to 1116 and encodes 371 amino acids. Lineage: Eukaryota; Fungi; Ascomycota; Eurotiomycetes; Eurotiales; Aspergillaceae. The transcript has a single exon. Gene Ontology annotation, cellular component: nucleus.
AUGGCUUCCCAGACCAAUUCCAGUAUUGCAAUGGCUCUUGCUGGCAAGACUGCGUCGGUUGAUAUCCCUCAGCGCCGUGCUGGCCUGGGUGGCGGCCGUGUGCCUGCGCGAUCCGGACAACCUGCGAUGCUGCUCACGCCACCCAACUCUAUCUCGCCCACCCUUCCUCCCCAGACCUUCAAACGACGUGGGUCACUGUCGCCAGGAUCGCCGCUAUCGACUGUCCCCCAGUUGGACUCUGACAUCGAUCUUCAGGAUGCGAUGGAAUACGCCAACGGUCAGAACGUCUCCCGACCUGCCGACGACCUCGACAGCAUGGGCGCAAUUACCCCUGCCAUGCUGGCCAGAUACCACCUUCCCGACAUCUUGCUCCAGCAGGGCCCGUUGGCCAUUCGCCACGUUAUGGGUCAUCUGACAACCUCGGUCCCUGGCUUUUCGCGCAUUCCCCCAGCCAAAGCGCGCAGACUGGUUGUUGCGGCGUUGGAAGGUCGAGGGAACGGAGGGGAAGCGGGUGGAAUUGGAGGCGACGUGGUGUUUGAGAAGAUCGGUUGGGGCCGCUGGGACGCGCGACGUCGCGGUGAGCCUGUGCAUGACCGCGAUUUGAACUCGUCGGCAUCGCCCCCUUCAAGCGUUGCGGGUUCUUUCCAGCAGCGUGGCCUACAGAUCCAAGGCCAGUCGAGUUGGCAGGGUGGUAGCCGUCAUCCAUACCGUAUGAGCUUCGCCGAAUCCACGGCAUUCUCCUACAACGACGAUUACGGCAUGCACGAGGAUCUCGACAUGCUUGAACACGAGGCCGACAAAAUGUCCCUUGAUGGCGACGGCGAGUACUGCUCUUCCUCGGAAGCUCCUGAUGAAAUGCAGGAGAACGAGUGGGAUGAAGGCGAUGUCACCGAUGAGGAGGACUGGGCGCAGAUUGGCGCCGACGCGUUGCGCGCUCGCUCAAUGAACAACAACGGCAGUCUCAUCAAGGGACAUGUCGCUGCACGGGCAAAGCCCCAGCCUUCUGGGAUUUUCCCUCCCACUCUGCCAUCUCUGGCGGCCAAGCCGGCACCUCGCACCUUUGACACUCAGGAACGCGCUGCUGUGGAAGCACUCCUCCGCCUGGGCUCCAUGUAA